Messenger RNA from Anisakis simplex (herring worm), 384 nucleotides. NCBI's taxonomy places the organism in Eukaryota, Metazoa, Nematoda, Chromadorea, Rhabditida, Anisakidae. The record is from the annotation of a GenBank genome assembly.
AUGGUAUGGCGUGAGAAUCCGGAGCGUUUGGUUGGAUUUAUGCACAAAAAUGGAUUCAGUUUCAACGAAACGCUGGCAUCGUACAUUUUUAUUGGGAAAAAUGUGCGGGCGGAGGGUGGGGAGCAGCAGAAGGUGAAUAUAAAGAAGAAUAUGAAUCGAUCGAUGGCGUUGGGUGAUGGCGAUGGUGCUGUGUUCUAUCAUAAAUAUUAUGGAAUACUCUACGGGAAGGAGUUGUGGAGGAAGUGGGGGCGUUUUGGCGAAUCGGCGGUACCGCAGCAACAUUUUGGCCAAACGGCCACAGGGAUUUCAACAAAUUCGCUGGGAGGAAAGUGUCCGUUGGCAGUUUCGGACCGAAAAACUGUCGUUUAUUCGUGUUGGUUUUGA